Orbilia oligospora ATCC 24927 is the source of this 354-nucleotide messenger RNA. RefSeq lists its product as uncharacterized. Bases 1 to 354 code for a protein of 117 amino acids. The record is from RefSeq and is a predicted model, not a curated record. The transcript is spliced from 2 exons. Lineage: Eukaryota; Fungi; Ascomycota; Orbiliomycetes; Orbiliales; Orbiliaceae.
AUGUCCGUCUCCAGAUACCCCUACCCAGGCCAUAAACACGCCUCCGGUCAAAUCCUCCACAUCUGGAUCCUAAGCGACGUUCAAGACCCAUCCAUUGUCCCCGACCUCUUCGAAUUAAUUCUCAAAGGUCCCGCUUCAAGGCUUCAAACCGCCUUAAACGGUGUGGCAUAUGGUGGUGAGCCUGGGUAUGAUGAUGCUGAGUUAUGGUUGAUGGCGACAUGGCAUACAUCCGCCUCCGAUAAUAAGGAACAUUGUACAUUCAGAUUGUUUAGGGGUAUUAGCAGUGGAAAGCCCCAGAACGACGAGAGUUAUCAUCUCUAUCGUGACGGAUCAUCUCGCAGCUGGAUUCAUUAA